Nelumbo nucifera (sacred lotus) is the source of this 1278-nucleotide messenger RNA. Lineage: Eukaryota; Viridiplantae; Streptophyta; Magnoliopsida; Proteales; Nelumbonaceae. The record is from RefSeq and is a predicted model, not a curated record.
AUGGCAAUUGCUGAAUUCUUGACAGCAGGAGAGAUGAUUUUACUGAGAAAGGGUUAUCCUGGUUUCUUUGAAAAGCUUAGUCAAGUUAGCCUAAGAGGCGACAGUUUCAGGGAGAUAUUCGACAUCCUAGGUGAUCGCAUAUUAUGUGCAGAUUCUGACUCAUGGAUUGAGCAGAGAAAGACUGCACAUAUGUGCUUCAAAUCAAUGGAGUUCCGCAAAUGGGUCAAUGAAACCAGCCUCAAGGAAGUUGGAGACUAUCUUCUUCCUUUGUUGACGCAAGCUGCCAGGAAAGGAUGCACUGUUGAUUUGCAGGAUGUGUUUCUGAGGUUUACCUUCAACACUACCAUGAAUGCUGUGUUUGGAAGAGAUCUCAAGUAUCUUACUUCUGAGUCGCCUAACACAGUAGCCCAAGGAAUUGACGAGGCACAAGAGGCUCUAACGUACAGGGUCCUGAUGCCCACGUUGAUUUGGAAGUUGCAGAGAUGGUUGAACGUUGGGGCAGAGAAGAAGCUAGCAAAAGCAAGGGAGAUUGCAGAACGCUUCAUAGAAAAGUGCAUUUCAGUUGUAAGAGAUGACUUCCUUAGAGGAGUGGAAAAAUAUAGUCUGUUAACUACUUACAUGAAAUUAUCCAAGACUGGUGACAAGUUCCUCAGAGAUACAACCUUGAACGUUUUGGUUGCUGGACGAGAAACUACAGCUUCAACUAUAACCUGGUUCAUCUGGCUGACUUCAAGAAAUCCUCGUGUGGAAGAGAAGAUCAUAGAAGAAUUAAGGCUGGUAGUCUCUGAGAAGAAGGUUGCAGAAAGGGAUGAGGGUGGUGUUGAGGAAAAGAAACAGCCAUGGGUGUUCCAUCCAAAUGAUUUAAGAGGCCUAGUGUACUUGCAUGCAGCAUGUUGUGAAACACUGAGGUUGUAUCCUUCAAUCCCUGUAACUAGAAGAGUUGUUAUGAAGAAUGAUGUCCUUCCAGAUGGAAGCAGUGUGGGGUCAGGGAUGCAGAUACUGGUUUCAUACUAUUCUCUAGGGAGGAUGCCAUGGUUGUGGGGAGAAGAUUGCUUGGAAUUCAAACCUGAGAGAUGGAUCAAUGAAGAUGGGACUCCAAAUCAAGAAAAGGUGUCCAAAUUGUUUGCAUUUAGCAUUAGUCCCAGAACUUGCAUCGGUAAGGACUUGGCUCUGACACAGAUGAAGUUGGUUACUGCCACUCUGCUUUUCAACUUCCAUGUUCAGGUGGCUGAGGGACAAUCAGGUUCCAUCAGAACAGCCAUAAAUCUCUUGGGAUGA